Molecule: messenger RNA, 6851 nt
Organism: Calidris pugnax (ruff)
Lineage: Eukaryota; Metazoa; Chordata; Aves; Charadriiformes; Scolopacidae
Gene: RESF1
Product: KIAA1551 ortholog
Exons: 6
Coding region: 363-5972 (1869 amino acids)
Cellular component (GO): nucleus
Molecular function (GO): histone methyltransferase binding
Source: RefSeq, a predicted model, not a curated record
GGAUAGGGUUAAUCUUCACAAGGAGCUGGGACAGGACACAACCCCAAAGGCACAUUCCAUACCAUGUGACACCCUGCCCACUAUAUAGCUGGGGAGCUGGAGGGAAAAGGGGCAGAAAUCACCUCUUGGAAGUGGGCUGAGCUUUGGCAACCGGUCAGUAGCUGAGGAAAAGAUGUGGGGAGCUGGUGUGUGGAAGGAAGGUCUAGGGGAAGACUGAUCAGUGAUGGAUCCAGCAGUGGGAGCAAAGACCAGUAAGGAGCUCCUGCUCUUCCAGUGGAUGCUGCACAUCUGUCUGAAGAGACCCACUGACAAGAUUGUUGAACAUUUUUGGUUUUGGCUGAAGAAAAAGAAAUCAAGAAAAGAUGGAUUGGAAUGCAAAACCACCUCAGAAUGCUGAUGCGAAAAACAACCUGCAAAGUGAAGAAGCGCGUUACAGCCAGCUGUUCUCUAACGGACAUACUUUUCCUCAGACAAAUGCCUAUCCCUCUAAAAACACAUGCACUUAUUCUGGAAAUAACCAGAUGGCGUAUCUGCCAGCCAGCAAUGUUGCCUUCCCUCUUGGAAAUGUUGAAGGAUUCAAAACUUCAGAUCAAGCCUUACCAGGAGCAUCUGUAGCUGGUAAUGAUUUUUUUGUCUCGAAAUACUCGGUUGAUAGACAUCCAUCUUAUGUACCAAUAGCUUCAAAGCCUCCCAAUCAGACAUCGCAUUUGCGGACGGAGAUCGCUCAGACUUCUUGGCCAAUCUCUAAUGCCUACACUUAUUCCCAUAGAAAGUUACCUCCCCCAUCUUCUCAAAUGAACGCUGGCAAUAAUGUGAGGAAUGCACUUCUGGAGCCUCACUUUGUCACCACAAACAGUUACGCUGUGCAGCCACAAAUACCGCAGCAUAAUUCUGCAAGAACUACGACGUUAUAUCCAAGUAACGUUAAUUCUCAGAACAAUUCUGUGCCUCUUGGUACAUCCGGGCAACAUGUCCAACCCCACAUUUAUCAUCCCAACCCUCAGUUUAAAAUUUCACACUCACUGGAUCACAAUAGUCCAGCAAAUCUACAGCUGCUACAUUAUCGACCAGGUCAGGUGGGAUCAGAAGCUCCUAGCGGAUAUUCUGCACCGUCUUUGUUGCCUGCCAACAGUGAUCCAAGAGCUGCAGCACAAUCUUCAAUAGGUGUACCACAGGCAGUUCAGAAUGUGCCUAAUGGGUACACCCUUGGCCAACAGAGGCACCCAUCAGAUCCAAAAAGCGCUUCUGGUUCUAACAGUGUUCAGCAACACUGUCAGAAACAGCAAUCUGGAGAAGUCAGUCAAUCAGUUAGGAGUGCCUGUAAUUCAAGUGGCAAUGUUACAGCAAAUCAGCCUUUUAAUGGAAUGCCUGUGCCAUCCUCUCGUAUUUGCAAAGAACUGUAUGAUAUUGUGCAAGAAAUGGAAACUCUAUCUUCGAUGGGUGCUUCAAAGCCACUGAGUGAUCCUGCUUCAGUUCAAGAAAGCCAGACCAGUAGUUUAGUGAGUGGACCUGGUAACGCUCAAAUUUCUUCAGCAGCAGCAGAUGGAGAAGCAAUUACAAAGGACUCGCUAGCUUGGGAAGCUCAAAGGCUGCUCAGUAUUAAAAGAAAAUGUGUCCUGCUUGAAAGGAUGCAUCGUUAUAAAAGAAAACUCUUUGCAGCUUCAGGACUUAACAAAAGUUCUCGAACACUUCCUCCAGCUUAUCAAAGUACUAUUGGUAAUUGUGUUCCAUGGGUGCCCAACCAAAAUGUACCAUCUUCGCCAUCUGAAGCGACCAGGAGAGAGAGUCAAAUACUUAACUCUUCACCUGAAGAAAGAAAUGACAAAAACAUAACCGCUGCUGAUAACAGAGGAUUAGAGGUCACUCAAAGUAACCCUCAGGUGGAGCAGGGAAGCCCUUCAUCAAGCUCUGCACCUGUUCCCUCUCAGAGCAAACUCCCAGCUCAACUAAAUAAUCCUGUGAGUGCUCCCAUCUCAGAACAAAGCAAUGCCUUGGCCUCUUCUCAAAAACCCGGGACAUCCUUGAACAAUGCUUCGUGUUUUAAUCAAGUGGAUAGCUCUAUUAAAACUGCACCAAAGAAUGUGCCGGCCAACCCCAAGCCCUCAUCGUUUCUUCAGUUUGUAUUGAGCAGCACAAAUGUAUUGAAAGAGAAGACAGCUGGUGCUACUGCUGAUAAAAUAUUAACUAGUCUCCUGUGUAGUGAAAAACCGCUGGCAGAUAUAUCUGUCUUGGAUGGAAGCUUGCUAAAAGACACUAAGAAGAAGGUAGAAAGUUCAAAAGGUGAGCAAGCAUUUACGGUUCACACAAACUCUCACGUAUCAGAAACAACCAAAUCUGGUGAAGCUAAAUUUCAGAGUGAUGUAGCUCAGAAGAAAACACCGUUUGCUGAAAAUACAUCUCUUAAACAGAGUAAUUAUAGUUACUCUGCAGAAGAGCUAACGGCAUGCCUGGACUUGUGGAGAAAGCAUCCGUCAGAAUCUGUAAGUGUGCAAAAUAGCCAGUCAAAUGAAAGCUCCACAGCAAAUCAGAUUUCAUCUUACAGCCAAACCACAAAAAAUAGAGAACAAAAUAAUGUUCAGGGUAGUACAGAUGAAGCACUUUUGCCUGUAACAACUACUUCUGUAGGACAAAAACUUGAUACAUUGAAUUGUAAUUCGGUAAAAAGUUUUGAACUCCAAGUUGCAGUUGUCUCUCCUUUAGUACUUUCUGACCAGAAAACACAGAGCGAGCAAGUAGACAAAUGUCCAACAUCUGCAGAUAAAACCUACCCAGUGAUUGACUCAAGAAGCACAUGUAGCUUGCAAGAAGAGGGCAAAAAUAGUUUAAUUAUGAUAAAUACCAAUAAAGGAACAAUAGAAACUGUUCGAUUGUCACCCAGUGAUUGUGUUCUGGUACAGAAUGUGGACUCACAAUUGCAACAGACCAAAUUAGCUGAUGGAAAUGUAAAAAACAGCAUCAGUGCAAAUGGUUCAUCUGAUGAAAACCAAAGGAAAGUUAGUCAAUCAGCACAAGAUGCCAGAGAAAAUCUGCAGCUUGGAUUACAAAACAAGACUUCCCUUCCUGAAUCGGACAUAAAAUUUUCUAGUCAAAUCUUUCAAGAAGGUGUAAGAGACCAUAAUGACAAGCAAGGUGUGUUAGAGACAGGAGAUACUUCCACAGCCAUGUUGGAAGAACAGAUGUUUUGUAUAUCUAGUGUAUGUUCUCUUGUUGAAGGUGAUACAUCUUAUAAUCCACAAAUAGCAAGUAUCUUCAGGUCAGUCCCUGAGGCUCAGGUAUUAAAUGGCACCUCAUCAAAAGGAAGUGCAUCUGACCCAAGGCAAAAGGAGCAAUGGCUGGACUUGAAUAAAAAUGAGCUGAGCAAUAACACUCCCCAAAGAGGCAGCUUGCUGCAAAAUAUGUUGGAAGAACCUUCAAGCUGCAUGAGUAAAGCAGGAAAGAUUUUGGAUGGUAUCACAGCUAGUCAUUUGGAGAAAGAAAGCAGUGGCAAUCCUCUUAAAACGAUUUCUACCUCGGAACAAAAAAUGUCAUUCAAUGCAUCUUUCAAGCAUCCUGAAAAUGACUUGGAAAUUCUUGCUAGUAUAAACCAGGAGUUAGCUCAAAAUUCACUAGAUCUCCCAAUCAGUGUAACUCCUGAAAAAAAUGCAUUAGCUGUUCCAAGAGACAACAGUACAGAGAAUUGCAUGUCCAGUAAAAACAGUACAGAAAAAGAGAUUAACCUUUUUGGAGCAGAACCUAGUAAAUGUCUAAACAAUCAGCUGUCUGAACUAAUGAAAGAGUUUCCAUAUGGCAUUGAAGGUGCUGAUAUGUUAACAAAAGAACCAGUACAAAAUGAUUCGGUGGCUGAGCGGAUGGAGAAUCAACCUCAAAAAGAAACUCAAAUUUGUGAUAAGAAAUCGCAUUUGAAGGACCCAGUAGAUCAGAUGAAAAUUGAAGUGUUAAGCUCUGAUCAGCUGCAAGAACUGUUGCCCGAACACAACUGGUGUUCCUCUGGUGACAGCAAGACAAUAGUGAGUCAACAGUCAGAAAAGGCUUCAGCUGAGAAGGAGAACCUUGAAGGCAGUGCUCAGCCUAGUCAGAGUCAAUGUGAGGAAAAAAAAACAACACAAAAUGCCUCCAACUCUGGAAACCAAAUAAAUAACCAACUCAUUAAAGAACAAUCUUUAUCUGGAGCUUGUGUAAUGCCACACUACCCCAGUAAAAUUGAAACGUCUGGUUCAGAGAAAAAUGAUGCUCAACUUUCAAAAGCUGAAAAUACUAACACUGCAGAAAUACAGGAAAACAACAGUGAAUCUGAUGCUGUAAUGAAGAACUGCACAAUGGAAAACCUGCCAAUUUCUGAAAAAAUCUUGAACAGUGUUAGCAAAAAUCAAAAAGAUAGUUGCAAAUACACUUCUGUAAUGAACAAAGAUGCUAGACUAAAGGUGAAUAAUGAGUACAAACCACUAACAACACAACAGGAAAAAAGUGGACUACUUAAUUCCUCUGAAAGACAGGAUGUUGAUAAAUCUAAAAGGAGCAGCUGGAAGGAAGAGGUGCAAGUCGACAGAGGAACCCCAUUGUUUGGGAAAGACUUUCAUUCUGACAAAAAAGAAUAUCAGACAGUCUCAGAGGAGUUGUCAGAGAAAGCAGGUCAUACAGAUGCAGACAACGUGACAAUGUUAUCAAAAAAGAAAGAGAGAGUUUUCAAAAUGGAGUCCUGUUCUAAAGAUAAAACCAAACCAGGUUUGGCCAUGAAAUCCAAAACGGAUGUUCACAAAUUUACCAAGUCAGGAACUGUUGAAAUUAAGCAUGCUAAAGUUAAUCAAGGACAAAAAAAUAAAACCUGUGAAGAGAACUCAGCUGAAGAACAGAACUGUAGGAAACAAAAGGAGAUACUUGGGCAAGAUGUAGGAAUUAACAUCAAAGAGAAAGCCAAAUUAUCAGCAGAAGUAGAACAUAAAAGGCUGAAUAAUUAUUGUGCUGACGCUAUAAAGUUCCCAAAUUUGGGCACUGUAGACUUAAAGUCAAGAAACCAGAAAUACUGUCAGCAUAAAUCUAUGAAAGUUCAUUCUUCACAGGACCAGUUGUACAAACGGAAGAGGAAGGAAAAUAUUAUUGGGAAGAGAGACUCUAAGAGAACAAAGGUGGAAGAGGAAAAACUGAAACAAUCUGAAGCAAAGAAUUCCAAGCAGCUUUCACAUAAUUGCAUGAUAAAUACUGAUAAAGCUAAAAAAUUAAAUGGAGAAAAUGGCUGGAAAUCAAGGAGUUCAUUAGCAGAUCACUCUGUGCUUAAACUACAGAGAAAAAGAGCUCAACCUUCUACCAUCUCUAAAAACUACUUUUCUAACAAAGAGAGGCGUCUUGACGGUCAAAACAAAGACAAGUGCUCUGAGAAAAUGUUUCCUGAUAAAAACCUGCUAUACUUAAAUAGAAGAAAUAACAGAUUAAAAUUGCAUCUUCAAAAGGAACCGAAAAAACACUACCUGAACAGAGUUGCAUUUAAACGUACGGCACAGGAACGCAUAUAUCUGACAAAAUUGGAGACAUCACCUGUCAGACCUGCCUGGCAUCUAAAGGCUAAAAUGUCACAGAACAGCCCAGAUGUGAAAAGAGAUGAUUCUGUCUUAGAAGCUGAAAAAUCAUGCAAACGGGAACAACUUGAAUUUAAGCUGUGUCCAGAGAUACUGUUCAGAAACCCAACCACUGAUGAAGAAAGCUUGGCUGUAAAGAAUUCCCCAGAGAGAGAGAAAGCCAUUGUGGCAGUUUUCUCUUUAGGUGUCAAGAGCAAAAAAGAAGAUUGGCUAAAAUCUGAUCCAGUGAAGCAAAAAAAGCUGGAAGAGAUCUCUGCAGCUGAGGACUGUAUUCCACUUGAUACAGCUAUACAGAUCCUGGAUGGAGAUGGUGAGGCUCUUCACAUUCCAAUCAAAGACUCAAAAGAGAUGUUUCGGACCUACAGGAAAAUGUAUCUGGAAAAAAAGAUGCAAAAGUCUUGAUAGCACUCCUGUAUCACAGGUCUUACUCAGUAUCAUUGGGGAAAAAACCGCCAACACUAAAAUACUUUUUUCUGUUUACUUUGUAUUUCUGGAUAAUUGAAAAAAAAAAUUUUUUCUGGGGGGGUGUUGGCAGUUUCCCCCCACUUGCCUCAUUUGUGAAUGGUUGAGAUCUUAUUCUGUAUUUAUUGCACAGAUCACAAAUACGCUUUGGUGCUGAAAAUGCCAUUGUACUGGUUCUUUGGGCGUAUUUGAAUUAUUAUUUUUUUUUUCAAAGAUAGUUGAAUCCUGACCAAAAAAACCUCAAGCUCAUUUAAACUGUCGUAGUCUGUUUUCUUUAUUCAUUCAGAAAAACUUUUACAUACUGAUCAGGCGAUACUGUGAAGUAUUUAUGCUGCUACCCAGUUUUUUUUCAUUUCUUUUUGUGGAACUUUGUACAAAUUGAACUCUCAAGUUCUUCAUCUGAGCACAAUGCUGUAAACUGAUAGUUGACUGAAGACUUCUCUCUGCUUUCUUUACACUUGAAAGAAAAGUGUGAUUGUUGAAGUGCAGGGAGUUUGAAUUCACUCUUGUCUGGACUAUGUUGCUCAUUUUAACCAGACUGUAAUUAAGUUCUUUGUAAAGUGUUAGAUAAUGUUUGACUACACAUUCACUGUGACAUAAGAGUUAUAUUUGUUGCUGGAUAUCUUUUGUUUAAGUGCCUUUUCAUUGUUCAGAAUUUUGAAUUGAAUCCUAUUUUUCCCAGGAAUUUGGGGCUUGAUGCUUUCUAUCUGUUUAAACCUUUAUACUGAAAGUAAAGACUAUGUAGAUAUUUCAUUGAACGGUUUUUGUACUUGGAAAUAAACUUUUGAAGGCUUUGCCUUGUCUUCUUUUGGUUUAAAA